Messenger RNA from Sparassis crispa, 1329 nucleotides. RefSeq lists its product as hypothetical. NCBI's taxonomy places the organism in Eukaryota, Fungi, Basidiomycota, Agaricomycetes, Polyporales, Sparassidaceae. The transcript is spliced from 3 exons. The record is from RefSeq and is a predicted model, not a curated record. Bases 1 to 1329 code for a protein of 442 amino acids.
AUGUCUACUCAGCAGAAUGAAGACCAAGUGACUGUUCAUAGCUGGGCUUGUCAUGAUUUCCAGCCAAUAUCCUCGCAGGAACUCCUUGAUAAGGGGCGUUUUCUCGUUCGCGCUGCAUCUCGUGUGGACAGAUGGUUCCAGCCUGUUAUCAAAGCUUCUGCGAAUAUCAGAAGCUGCGGUGCCGCAUUCGAAUACUCUCAACAUGCGCCACGAUGUGACUCACUUGAUGUUCGGAACCAAGUGGCCAUGACCGACUUGUUGCAAGAAUGGAGCAGCGAUGUAACUGUAGAUGAAAACGAGGCGUUUCGUCUCGAAGACCUGGAGGAGUUCCAGAACAGCGACCUCACAUGCGUAUUCCAUAAACCCAGCAUCACGGCGCUAAUUCCAGCCAUGCCCCCUGCAAAUCAGCUCGCGCCAGGGCUCGAACCCAAACGAAGCCGAAAGGGAAUAAUUGGAGAAUCAUGUUCCGACGAGCCACCUAGAAAACGCCCGAGACUCGACCACUCUUCUCUCUCCAAACUCUUACCGCAGCCUCAUUUCCAUCCUUCUGUUUUCUCUGCGGGUGAUUUCUCACCUUCAGAUAUCGGACGCAAUGCGUUCUAUCCAAAACUAACAUCCAGACCGGUUCCGCCGCACACCGAAGAGGCAAUGCAAGAAUAUCUUGCCGACCCAUAUGCGAGGGGCGCCUGGAUUAUUCCAGUGCGCGGUACCCUUCCCUGGGACGACUGUACUUCAGCAUCAAUAUUGGCCGCGCCCUCUACCCUGUCACAAGAAGUUCGAAUACUGUUACCUUCAGGGCCAUCGUCACGACCUGGUCAGUUCCCCGCAGACUUGCUAUCAGAUGAGAUCACAUGGACACAUCAUGCCUUGUCGACAUUCUGGGAAUUCUUGCUCGCUAUCAGAGACGCAGGGACUCUCGGCCCCCUCUCCCUAUCCUUCCACGCUGCGCCCGUGACAGAUCCUGCGGAAUCGUCAUGGUCUAACGCGCUCCUGCCUGGCAAUCAUGAGCACUAUGGAAUUCAUCGGAGUGCGACUGACAAUUCCUUCCCACCCCUGCGCUCGCCUCUGUUUUCGGUGGAUCACAUCAAAGUGUAUCACGACACGCAGUAUACGAAGCACGUGCGAAACGUGCUCUAUGCGUGGAGUUACUCGUGCGUACUUGCGGAGGAUGGGAGCGUGCACGAUGCGCCACAGGUCAGGCAGAGGGGGAAGCGCGAAGCUUCGACAUCCCGGAUGGGUAAAGAUCUGAAUCUGCAGAAGAUCAGGAUGCUCAAAGGAGCUCGGCUGGUUCUUGUGGAUGAGAAGUCAAAAGCGGUGUUGACGUGCUGA